AUGGAUAGAAAACUUAAGCGGUGCCUAUUAAUAAUGCUUGACUUGUUCUUUGUUGGUUUACUAGCUCUUACUGUCGUUGUACUGAUUGGGGAUUUCGCUUAAGAUGUCCAACCAUUUCUGAUCAUCUAUAUGUACAUGCAGUUUCUUGCACUGUAUUUGACAUUCAGAUUAAAGCACUGCACAAUGAGAACCGAUAUUAAUGUGAUUUACAGGUUUCAUCUGUUCAAUUUCUUGUUCUCUCUUUUUACCGCUGUAACUGGCUACUUGGAAUUGGUAAAAAGUAUUAAUGGUGAUGGAAUGCUCAAACACACCCCUACAUUCUUUGGAUUGCAUCUACUAGCUUUAAUGAGUGCACAUAUUGUAAUAGCAGUUUAUAUUUGCUGUCCAUAGUUGUCUUUAUCAGAGCGCUUUUAUGUGAGAAGAGGCCGUCCUGAUCCAAACGGUGCUGCCGAAAGACUAAUUUAAGGUGAUCCGAGAACACAUUUCCUUUCCUUUGAAUAGUUACAGUUGAAGAACUAAGUAUUAGAUCCGAGCAUUUUAAAAGAUAAUACAUGUUCAAUUUGCUUGGAGGAUUUCGUGAAUUCCAAUUAGAUUAUAAAGGAAUUACCGCUAUGCAAGCAUUUAUUUCAUGAAAACUGCUUAAAGAGUUGGUAUGAGACUGCUCAUUAAGACACAUGCCCAGUCUGUAGAAGAAGGUUUAGCUUUAGAUCAAUUGAGGAAGAAAGAGAGCAAAUGCUAAUAGAAGAGAGUAGACGUUGGGAAAAUUUCACAUAUGAGAAUAUCAGGAAUUAAGAUGAAAUAGAAGAAGAUCAUGAAUAUGAGUAGGAACGCUAGCAAAAUAAUCAUAUGAAUAGAAACUCAAGUGAUAAUAAUCAGCCUGAGCAUGAUAUGGACAGUAUGAGCUAACAAUUAGAGUUGACUCGGUUGCUGUCAGAGAAAAUGUACAAGAAUAUGGCGAAAACAGAUUAAAAUUUGAUUUCUAUUGAGAAAAGAGUUUAGCCAAUUUAGUCUAUGGCUGAAACAGUGUAGAUUUGCAAAGAUAACAUCAAUCUGUCUCUAGAAAAAAUAAAUACAAUAAAUAUGAACAUAAAUGAACAGGAGGAAGUAGUUUAGACUCUGGAAAGAAGAAUAUUAAACAGUGAAUUUGAUUUAUACCUUAAGUAUAUGGAUCGAGCCAUAGAUGUUCUUGAAAGCAAAAAGCAUUUGAAAAGGUUCAAAGAACUAUUAAGAACACUUGAAAAUGCAACCAGCAGUGACCAAUUCAGUAAAUAUGUCAAAUUCUACAUGGAUGUGAGAAGAGAACGAAUAAAAAGCAAGUCGCAGUUUUCGGACAAUGAUGCCUCAGUGUCAAGCAGCUAAUCCGACAUGAGAAUGUCACUUAUCACGGGGCCGAAUACUGGUAAUUAUUAGAAAGGUUCACAUCCGAUAAUCAGCCAAGAAGAAUUACAAGCUGCUACUUCCGUUUUCUAAUUGACCUAAUAAAAUUCUCUCAAUAUUGGGCUCAAGGUGAAUAUCAAACUGAUGCAAAGACUUUGCAAGAUACUUGACAAUUUUGAUAAGGAGGUAUCUUCGGAGAAACAGAUCAGAGCAUUUUUAGUAGUACUUGAUAUUUUAGAGACGAUGCAUGAAAUGAUACCGAACUUUUUUCUAAGAUUAAUGAAGAUUAAAGAACUACCGUUAAAGAAAUAAAUCGAAUAAGUUCUUGUAAGAUGCCAAGAGUUCCUAAAGAAUCAAAGAGAGGCGUAUAUUAAUGUAUCUCUAGUUUACCAAGAUCUUGUCGACUGUGUAUAAGAGGUAGAGCAGAGAAAAGAUGCUCUGAAGAAACAGUACGCUCAAAAGUUUCAGUUCAUAAUAAACAAUUACGGUUUAAUGAAUUACAGAAUUGAUUAAUUCGAGACAGUGUUUAAGCUGACUGACCUAGAUUUAGUAACACAGCUCAAAGAGUCACUUUAAUUUCAUGUGGAGUAGUUUGGAUUAUACUUCUGGAAGAGUGUUAGACCUUUGCUUUAAAAAAUUUAGGAAGCUAAAAAGGAUAAAAAUUUUGAACAAAUUUCAGAUGAGAUUUAGCAAAAAAUUGAUCAGCUUAUUAAAGGAAUCAAGAAGUACAAAUUCGUGAUUGAAGAUCAACAAUUGAAGAUUUAGCUCAAAGAGUCGAUAGUGAACACUGUGAGAGAAUAAUACGAAUUCUACACUAAAGUCGUCAAGCCGAGCAAUGCCUACACUCUAGAAGAUAUUGAGUUAACUAUUGAUAAAUUACUUAGGAUUAAUUGA
Stylonychia lemnae is the source of this 2271-nucleotide messenger RNA. NCBI's taxonomy places the organism in Eukaryota, Ciliophora, Spirotrichea, Sporadotrichida, Oxytrichidae. The record is from the annotation of a GenBank genome assembly.